Ricinus communis (castor bean) is the source of this 3409-nucleotide messenger RNA. RefSeq names its product alpha-amylase 3, chloroplastic. Gene Ontology annotation, biological process: carbohydrate metabolic process. Gene Ontology annotation, molecular function: calcium ion binding; alpha-amylase activity. Bases 239 to 2941 code for a protein of 900 amino acids. Lineage: Eukaryota; Viridiplantae; Streptophyta; Magnoliopsida; Malpighiales; Euphorbiaceae. The transcript is spliced from 13 exons. The record is from RefSeq and is a predicted model, not a curated record.
AAGCGAAAUGGAAAACCUUUUGGAGAAAGGGAAAACAUUUAUCGGACACAAAAAAAGUGGAAAUUAUAUAAAAAGAAAAUUUAGAAAAAAAAAAAAAAAGGAAAUAUCCAGUGACCACUGGCCACUCCAAACACUCUUAUAAAUAUCCGCAAAAAUUUCUGUUUAUUUGUUUCGUUCCGUCAUUCUCUUUCCUCUCACACGCACAUCACCGUAAACAGAAAACAAAAAGACCGAUGUUAUGUCGACGCUUACCGUAGAGCCGCUUCUCCGAUUUUCCGGUAGAGAAAAAUCGUUGCCUAUCGGUUCUAGGAAGAUCCUGAAACCUUCUUCUUUGAAUUUCUCUAAAAAGCUUCUCCUCUCUAAUGGCUCCAGCUUCUGCAACUUCAAGCGCUCUCCUCCUCUCUCUCACACAGUCCGAGCUAGCUCCACCACCGAUACGGCUCUUAUCGAAACGUUUAAAUCGGCUGAUGUUUUAUUUAAGGAGACCUUUUCUCUCUCUCGAACUGAAACGAUUGAGGGAAAGAUUUUCGUGAGAUUAGAUAAGGAGGAGAAAGAUCAACAACGUUGGCAGCUUAGCGUAGGAUGUAGCCUUCCAGGGAAAUGGAUUCUUCAUUGGGGAGUUUCUUAUGUGGGCGACGUCGGCAGUGAAUGGGAUCAACCUCCUAAGAAUAUGAGACCACGUGGAUCUAUUUCCAUAAAGGACUACGCAAUAGAGACACCAUUGGAGAAAUCAUCGGAGGCAGAUAUGUUUUAUGAAGUGAAGAUUGAUUUAGAUCCCAACAGUUCAAUCGCAGCUAUAAAUUUUGUAUUAAAGGAUGAAGAAACAGGAGCUUGGUAUCAGCAUAAAGGAAGAGAUUUCAAGGUGCCUCUUGUGGACUACCUUCUCGAAGGUGGAAAUGUAGUUGGAGCAAAGAGAGGCUUCAGUAUCUGGCCAGGGUCUCUCCUUUCUAACAUGCUUCUCAAAACUGAAACGCUUCCUUCUAAAGAUGAAGAUAACAACAGUGAGACCAAAGAUGUGAAACAAGACAGUGGACAGCUAAAAGGUUUCUAUGAAGAGCAGCCUAUUACUAAACAAGUUACCAUUCAAAACUCAGCUACUGUAUCAGUUACUAAGUGCCCUAAGACAGCCAAGUAUCUUCUUUAUUUAGAAACUGAUCUACCUGGAGAAGUUGUUCUUCACUGGGGAGUUUGCAGAGAUGAUGCUAAAAACUGGGAAAUUCCUUCUAGCCCACAUCCACCAGAAACAACUGUGUUUAAGAACAAGGCUUUGCAGACUAUGUUACAGCCAAAUGAUGGUGGAAAUGGAUGCUCGGGAUUGUUUAGUUUAGAUGAAGAAUUUGCUGGCUUUCUUUUUGUUCUGAAGUUAAAUGAGGGCACUUGGUUGAAAUGUAAGGGUAAUGACUUCUAUGUCCCCCUCUCAACUUCAAGUAGCUUGCCUACUCAACCUGGACAGGGGCAAUCUGAAGGCGUACUAGCAUCUGGGAAAGAUGCUGAAGGAAAUGAAGAAGUUUCUCGUACUGCAUAUACUGAUGAGAUAAUUGAUGAAAUAAGGAACUUAGUAAAUGGCAUUUCCUCUGAGAAGGUUCGUCAGACAAAGACAAAAGAAGCACAGGAAAGCAUUCUUCAAGAAAUUGAGAAGUUGGCUGCUGAAGCCUACAGUAUCUUCAGAAGCUCCAUUCCUACCUUCACUGAGGAAUCUGUUCUAGAAUCUGAGGUAGAAAAGGCUCCUCCUGCUAAAAUUUGCUCAGGGACAGGGACAGGGCAUGAAAUAUUGCUCCAAGGUUUUAACUGGGAAUCAAAUAAAUCUGGAAGAUGGCACAUGGAACUCAAAGAAAAAGCUGCAGAAAUAUCUUCACUUGGAUUCACUGUGAUUUGGUUGCCCCCGCCAACAGAAUCUGUGUCACCAGAAGGUUACAUGCCAAAGGAUUUAUAUAAUUUGAAUUCCAGAUACGGAAGUAUUGAUGAACUGAAGGAUCUUGUGAAGAGCCUCCAUCGAGUGGGUCUUAAAGUUCUUGGAGAUGCUGUCUUAAACCACCGUUGUGCACACUUCCAGAAUCAAAAUGGUGUAUGGAAUAUAUUUGGGGGUCGCUUAAAUUGGGAUGACCGGGCCAUUGUUGCAGAUGAUCCACAUUUCCAGGGUAGAGGCAGCAAAAGUAGUGGAGAUAAUUUUCAUGCUGCGCCAAACAUUGAUCAUUCACAAGACUUUGUGAGGCAGGAUCUAAAAGAAUGGUUAUGCUGGCUAAGAGAUGAAAUUGGAUAUAAUGGAUGGAGGCUUGAUUUUGUCAGAGGAUUUUGGGGUGGUUAUGUCAAGGACUACAUGGAGGCAACUGAACCUUAUUUCGCUGUUGGUGAGUACUGGGAUUCCCUCAGUUAUACAUAUGGUGAAAUGGAUCACAAUCAAGAUGCUCAUCGGCAGAGAAUAAUUGAUUGGAUCAAUGCUACCAAUGGAACUGCUGGUGCAUUUGAUGUUACCACAAAGGGGAUCCUUCAUUCAGCACUGGACAGGUGUGAGUACUGGCGGUUGUCGGAUCAGAAGGGAAAGCCUCCUGGAGUCGUGGGAUGGUGGCCAUCUCGUGCUGUUACCUUCAUAGAGAAUCACGAUACUGGUUCUACUCAGGGUCACUGGAGAUUUCCUAAUGGAAAGGAGAUGCAAGGAUAUGCUUACAUCUUGACCCAUCCAGGAACGCCGACUGUUUUCUAUGACCACAUCUUCUCUCAUUAUCGGUCUGAAAUUGCAUCUCUUAUCUCUCUCAGAAAGAGGAAUGAAAUCCACUGCCGGAGUUCAGUUAAAAUUACGAAGGCAGAAAGGGACGUGUAUGCAGCCAUCAUAGAGGAGAAAGUGGCAAUGAAAAUUGGACCAGGUCAUUAUGAACCUCCAAGCGGGAAAAAUUGGUCCAUGGCCAUUGAGGGAAAAGAUUACAAGGUUUGGGAAGCUUCAUAAUGCGGCUAUGUUGAUAUCAAAAUACAUCUUGGGAGUAUAUAAAGGUAAAAAGUGUCCACUGUGAAGUACACACAAAUUUAGUUAUGAAGCAAGUUGAAGGACAUUGAAGCAGGAUGGCCUACAAUUGAAUUUGGUCAUCCCAUUCUUGACCUAUAUAAUCUGCUUGGUUAAGGGCUGCACCACAUUGUGGGGAAUUGGCUAUUGUAAAAUUUACAAGGUAUAUAUCCAUCUCUAAUAUUCAUCGGGGAUAUCUAUUCACAUUGUUGUAACCCUUAAAAUAAAGCUACUGGAAAAGUACUGUACCUAGCAUUUGUUCUGCAGAAUUGUAUAAUGUAACAUUGAUAGCGAAGAUGCUCGUGCAUCUGCUGUUUUAAUUGAAAACAGGAGCAAAUAACUUUAAGUGGCAACUAUAAGCCUUUCUCUUUCAAGCAUAAAUGAAAUCAAUAUGCUCAAAUUUGCUCUCUUGAA